This is a messenger RNA of Branchiostoma floridae (Florida lancelet), 3770 nucleotides long. Its product is annotated as tetratricopeptide repeat protein 28-like. Gene Ontology annotation, molecular function: protein binding. Lineage: Eukaryota; Metazoa; Chordata; Leptocardii; Amphioxiformes; Branchiostomatidae. The record is from RefSeq and is a predicted model, not a curated record. Bases 743 to 3601 code for a protein of 952 amino acids. The transcript has 4 exons.
UCCAUUAUCAUCUAUUGAUUCCACGGAGGCAUCCAAUUCUUCCGCCAUGAAAACGCUAAUCUCCUGACGCACAAAGUGUUCUUUGAUUGACAUCAAUGGUUUGAAAUUGUGUAAUGCUGCUCUUUUACCGACAUAACUGACCCAGAUUUGGCUGGCUUGGAAUUCAGCCUUUAUUUGUUUCAGUGUAUAUCGCUGCAGAAACAGCUCCAAAAAUAUCAUCUUUGACACAACAUGAAAAAUGAAUAUCUUAACUGGUGGGGACAAGUAUAACCGAUUGACUCUUAUUAUCAAUCAAUAGGACAGUCCCAACAUGCUGUGACAAUGCUUCAAAAGGCAAAGCCUAUAUUGUAACUGUAAUGACAUAGUGACCAAUCCACAAUGGACGACACAGUAACCCUAUCGCCAUGUUGAUUGACUCUGGUGGUUAUUGAUAUGUUUCCUAACUAUUGGGCUUUCUCCUUUGUCUACAGGAAGAGACUUUUGUUACUUCUGACAGUGAUACUUUAUUUACUUACCCUGUACAGGUAAGUUACCAAACAUCUCACCUACCAUGGAGGGGUGCUACAUUUGUAGGUGGGUUGAGGAAAAUCUGCUGUGCUAAAAUCAGUUCAGCUUAUAGUGUUUCUUGAUGAGAGGACAACUGGCCAACAAGGACGUGUCUGGAACUAUCUCCACAUCUGCCAGACAUAAACUGGACUGACGAACAUUGUUGACGCUUUACAGCACAAAUUAGUGUUUGACAAUGGAUGACAGACUGAAGAGCACAAAGUCUGCACCGCUCAAACGAGUGAAGAAACCAGCAGGCCCGGUGACAGGACCAGAGCUGGAGUUGGUGCCGUGCGUAUCAUCCCUACAGCUGGGGGAAGACAAGGAACCCAGGGAGGGGAGGAGCUUCAGGGUGGAUCCUGAGUCAGGCUACAUCACAGUCAGCAGACCCACUGUUACAACAGUACACACUGAACCCUCACCAGAUGAAAUCCAAGAUGCCCAGUCGACCAUUGACGAUCUUCAAACAGAACUGUCUGCUGCAGAGGAGACUGGCAACAGUUCCCUACAGUUCGACAUCAACUGCAAGAUAGGAGACCUGUACUGGCACAAGCUGCAGAUGCCAAACAAAGCCAUCAUGUACUAUGAAGAGAUGUUAACAUCUGCACAAGAGAUGCACGACAAGACAAAGGAGGCCAUGACUUACAACAAGAUGGCCGUGGCCCUAGAUGUCUCGGGGAAGCACAAGGAAGCCAUGUGGAACCAUGAAAGGAUGAUGGAGAUAGAGAAGACAACAGGGAACAAGGAUGGAGUCUCUGCCUGCCACGCUAACAUGGCCUCCUCCCUGCUGAGUUCAGGGAAUGUCUCGGAGGCUGUGGCACACUACGAGUCUGUCAUGGAGCUGGCGAAGGAGAAGAACAACAAGCAGCAGCAGCUGGAGGUAGCCCAAACUCUGGGCGGCCUGUACCACAAGAAGUUAGGGGACCCCAAAACAGCCUUCAAGAACUACACACUGGAGCUGAAGCUGGGAGAGGAGCUGAAUGACAGACCAGCGAUGAUACAAGCAUGCAACAUCAUGGGAGACAUGCAGUUCAUGGAAGCCAAGGAGAAGAAAGCUGCACUGAAGUAUUACAAACACAUGCUGCUCCAUGCUGAAAAGAUAAAUGAUGAGGAGAACAUGGCUCUAUCCUACAACAGGAUUGGGACGGUGUAUGGAGCAAUGGGGGAGCAUGUUACUGCGUUACUCUGGCACCAGAAGGACCUGAGGAUACGAAGAAUGCAAGAUGAGGAAGAGAAAGAUGAUGUCAUGGCUAAGUGCAUUGCACACAGAAAUGCUGGUCUGACAUACAAAAUCUUGGGAAACUAUGACCAUGCAAAGUCCAACUAUGAAUCUGCUGCCGGCCUAUCUGCUAAGUCAGGCAGCAUGCUGCUGCAGUGGAUGACAACCCUGGAGCUGGGAGAACUGUAUCAGGGACAGAUGGGGGAUCCACACAAUGCACUCUGGUACUACACACAGCUCCUCACAAUGGCAGAGGAAAUGCAGGACAAGGAAAAGGUCGCAACAGCCUACAGACUAGUCGGAACGGCAAAUGAGGAGACAGGAGACCACCAAUCAGCCAUAGACUGGUACCAGAAAACUCUGCGUACUUGGAGGUACAUCGAAAACAAAGAGGGGCAGAUUGCGGCUCACAAGAGCAUUGCCAAGGCCAGCAUGGCCCUCCAGAAGUAUGCAGACACAAAACAACACUACGAAUCUGCCUUGGGACUAGCAGAUGACCUUGGAAACAAAGGACAGACAAAACAGCUGCUCUUGUUGCUAGGAGACCUCCUGAGGGAUGAUCUCAAUGAUUCACAGGCAGCAGCAAAACGAUACACACAGUUGCUAAAGUUAAUGGAGGAGGUACAAGACAAGGUGGGAAUAUUACUGUCCUAUACAAGGCUUGGGGAUUUGUAUCGAGAUAAGAUAGCUGACCCUAACACAGCUGCAAAAUACUACAAGGAGAUGGUAACAGUGUCAGAGGAGGUAAAGGAUAAAAACAAGGCAGUGGUAGCCUACAGCAGGCUGGGUGAUCUCUACAGAGAGGCACUUGAUGAUCCAGAGGUGGCCAUCAAGUACUAUGAGAGGGUGCUUGUAGUGUCUGAGGAGCUCAAGGAUCCUGCAAAGAUGGCCCUAGCAUGCAGCAGGCUGGGAGACCUACACAGGGAAGGUGUAGGCAACCCCAAAAAAGCCGUGGAGUACUACAAACAGAUGCUGGCUCUUGCAGAAGAGACACAAGAUAAGGAAAAGGUGGCACUAGCCUACAACAGACUUGGUCUGACCCAUGGCAUGAUGGGAAAGUACGAAGAUGCCGUUGACUGGCAAGAGAAGAAUCUGCAGCUGAGAGAGGAGAUGGGAGACAAGCUGAAGCAGGUUGCUGCUCAGAUGAACCUUGCCGCUUCCAUCAAGAAACUAGGAAACCCCAAGAAAGCCAAGUUCCACUACACCGCAGCCAUGGCACACGCUGUGGAGACAGGGAACAGGGAGAGGCAGUGUUCCCUCGCCAUGCAUCUGGGAGAUUUGUACAGAGAAGAGUUCAAAGAGCAGAAGAAAGCUAUGAAGUUUUACCAGCAGAUGUUGAGCAUGGCCGAGGAGCUGGACUUGAAGGACGACAUUGCUCUCACGUUCAGCAAGAUGGGGCUGGUGUACCAGGCUGUGGGGGAGUACGAGCAGGCAGUGGAGCUGCACCAGAAACACCUCAUGAUCAAACAGGGUCACGGCGACAAGGAGGGCCAGAUGAUAGGCCAACAGAACAUGGCCGACUCCUACACAUCCUGGGGGAAGUACGAACAAGCUGCCACGCUGUACGGGACAGCCCUGGCCUUCGCCAAGGAGCUGGAAGAUAAGCAGCAGCAACGGGAUAUCACCCUGAAGCUGGGGGACCUGCACCUGGACAAGCGCAAGAAACCACAGAGGGCCCUGGAAUACUACAUGGAGUUAAGGGACCUGGCAGAAGAAAUGAAAGACAAUGGGAAACUUGCAGUGGCAUACAACAGGAUGGGCCUGGCACAUGACGAACUGGGGGACCACAAUGAAGGCAACAAGUGGCACCAACUGGCCAAGAAAUUGAAGGAAUAGCCCCUGUUCAAAACUACAAACUUGUGUUUCUUAAAAGUUUAGACUGUUGAAAAUUGCUUAAAGAUAGGACAUAGUUUUUAUGAAAAUUUUCAACUACAUGUGGUUUGCUUAUCAUCUGAACAGUGCUGUGACAGUGAAAACAAGAAUGAAAAAAAAAGUGUAAAAAUGU